Messenger RNA from Danaus chrysippus (African queen), 1362 nucleotides. Lineage: Eukaryota; Metazoa; Arthropoda; Insecta; Lepidoptera; Nymphalidae. The record is from the annotation of a GenBank genome assembly.
AUGGACACAGCAGGAUCGAUAAACAAUGAGGAUUAUAAUAUAGAAAGCAUUGAGCAAGAAGAUGAUGCUGAUUAUUCGGAAGAACGGGAACUGGUGAAUGACUCGUGUUCCACGAAGGUGUUGGACCCUUCAGAGGAGCCUCGCGACCGCUACUGUCUCGUUUACAUUUUGUUUUAUUUAUUCGGGAUAACUUCGCUUGUUUCCUGGAAUUUCAUUAUAACAGCUAAUGACUAUUGGAUGUACAAGUUCCGAGAUGUCACACCAAAUAAUCUUACAUUCUAUGUUCGUAAGACUCAGUUCCAAGCUGAGUUUACAUCUUACCUCAACGUCGGCACUGCUAUACCCAACCUGAUAUUCCUCAUGCUGAACUCGUUUUAUGGACAUCUGGUAUCAGUAAAGGCGAGGCUCCAAGGUUCUCUUUUGGUGGUGACGCUAUGUUUUCUCAUCACCACGGCCUUCGUUCAAGUCGACACUGAUGAAUGGCAGAACACCUUCUUCAUCAUCACUAUGGUGACGGUUGUCGUGAUGACUGCCGCCAGCGCAAUCUUCAUCGGCAGUCUCGUCGGUAUAGCUAGCAAGUUCUCAAAGGAAUACAUGGGAGCAGUGAUGAGCGGUCAAUCAUUAGGCGGGAUAAUAGCUGCCAUAGCUCAAAUCAUAUCUUUAGCUUUCAAAAUCUCCCCGCUCCACAGCGCGCUAAUAUACUUUAUAAUGGCGGAUAUUAUACUUAUAGUAUCAGCUGUUUCCUACGUCCUAAUGAAUAAGAUAGAUUUUUUCUCCUACCAUAUUCUGCGAGGCUCUGGCGUAGCGACUAACAGACAUCGCGAUGUAUCUAUGCUGAUCAUAUUGAAGAAGAUUUGGGUGUACGCGUUCAGUAUUUUCGCGGUGUUUGGUAUAUCUAUAUGCGUAUACCCGGCUGUAACCGUUUUAGUGGAGUCGCAUCCCGUUACUACUGGCACCGAUUGGAACAACAUAUUCUUCGUGCCGGUCGUCAACUACCUGAUCUUCAACUGCGGUGAUUACUCCGGCAGGCUCGCCUCGGCAUUCCUCUUACGACCGACCAACCAGUGGGUGAUAGCGUCCCUGAGCGUGUUACGCGUGGUGGGCGUGCCUCUACUCAUGUUGUGUAACGCCCAGCCUCGCCAGCAUCUGCCCGUAGUGUUCCCGUGGGACUACCAGUACAUCAGCAUCAUGAUUGUGUUCGCGUUCACCAACGGAUACCUGACUAACAUCAUCAUGAUCAAUUCCACCAGAGUCGUUGAAAUUCACGAGCGUGAGAAAGCGUCAAGCGUGAUCGCCACCAUGCUGAGUGUCGGUCUGACGGCCGGCGCUGCGGUCGGUAUGCUGCUAGUGAGACUACUGUAA